CUGUCAUCUUGCUCAAAACAAAAUCGUAAAAGAAACAACAAAGCCCAUUCACGGUCAAAGUCUUUCCACAAAGUUCGUGGUCGUUUCGCAUCCUUCUGUCUGCCUUUUGCUGUCGCUGGUAGGCUCAACCAGCACGACGCGCGUGGUGCCCGGACAAAAUGUAUCAACCGUAUCUGCAGCAAGCCGUACAAUCCCUGCAGACACUUAGCUCGGACGAGCUGAGGCAGCUGCUGGAGGACGACGAGAAGCUAGACGAGCGAGUAAAUGAAGCGGUCCAAUCGUUGGAAUCGUCGAAAGAUUUGAUUAUUGGCGAAAACCGUAGUCUCGCAGAGACAAACUUGAAUUUUGAACCAAAGAUGGUCGAGCUGCGUUCACGCGUGCAGGAGCUGGCCGAGGAAUGUCGCACACUGGGCGAAUCGGUGAAGGAGAAGUCCACACAGCUCGCUUCAAAGUCCGAAAAGAACAAUGCUGAAACGGUGCUCGCUCUACUGCAGACAGCAGCGGCGGAAAGCGAAGAGGAGUCGGAAAAGAUCGUGAAACAGCUGCUCGAUAGCGAGUUGACAGUCGACGCGUAUGUGGAGCAGUUUAUGAGCAUUCGUAAGCUGAUGCACAGCAGAAAGCUGAAGGCGGAGAAGAUGACGGAAUUGCUGCGAAGCAACAGACACACCACUCAAAGAUUUGAUGCGGGAUACGGUCCCUCCUCGAUGCCAUACCCAGCGUCGGAGCCUGCCCGUCCCGGUAGUUUCUACGUACCGCCGGGCAUGGCGGCUCCGAGCACCGCAGUGCCCUACCCGGUGGGGCCAUCCUCGAUGCCGAUGCCGAUGGCUAUGUUUCGGCCUCCCCAAUUCUAAGGCAAAGUACGACGUGGAUGUGGAUGUGUGUAUGCCUUUACUACAGAGAAGCUGCCUCUACCGCGAUGGGUGCAGUAAAAACUUCGUUGGCUCGACUGGAGGAGCACAUCUGCUGCCGCGGGGCUGGUGAGCCAUCGAACAAAAUGCUUUACAGAUUGUUCUAAACGCUCAACGAAGAUUAGGGCCAUACAAGCUAGGUACGGAUAGGUUUCCACUGUGACACUGCAGAGUUUAAUUUGUUAAGUUAAAACGAUAGAAAUGUGCAGAUAUGACCGAUUUGAAGCGAACGUUUCAGCGCCUGCCAAACAGGCUGACCUUUGUGUGCGUAAAAUAAAUAUAUAUACUACAAAGUUUAAUCAAACAGCA
Messenger RNA from Anopheles arabiensis, 1217 nucleotides. RefSeq names its product vacuolar protein sorting-associated protein 37B (gene Vps37B). Lineage: Eukaryota; Metazoa; Arthropoda; Insecta; Diptera; Culicidae. The record is from RefSeq and is a predicted model, not a curated record. Gene Ontology annotation, cellular component: ESCRT I complex. Bases 159 to 851 code for a protein of 230 amino acids. Gene Ontology annotation, biological process: ubiquitin-dependent protein catabolic process via the multivesicular body sorting pathway; protein targeting to membrane; protein targeting to vacuole. The transcript has 3 exons.